AUGGGAUUGUUGUGGCGAAGCUACGGCAUUUUUGCCGUGCUUACGCUGAUGGGGGUGUUGGCCCAGUACGAAUGGCAGCCAAAGGACGCCUUCGAUGAGAUAAAAGUACGCUUCGACAAAGUUAACGGAGACAACUGCCCGAUUCUACCACCGCGGGACCUUACGUUACCCGAAGAGAGUGUUUCCCACCUUCCGGAUAUUAAGGAUGUUAACAUCAAUCCCGUCUUUCCCAAUCGGACCGCGUUGCUGCACCUGCACAACAUGGCACUGAGCCGUGCCUUUUUCUGGAGCUACAUUCUUCAGAGCCGCUUCAUCCGACCAGCCAUUAACGACACAUACGAUCCCGGUAUGAUGUACUACUUCCUAUCGACCGUAGCGGACGUAUCGUCCAAUCCGUACAUCAACGCAUCCGCCAUCUAUUUCGCCCCGAACACGUCAUUCUCGUCAUCGUACCGCGGCUUCUUCAACAAAACAUUCCCCCGGUUCGCGCCGCGCACCUACCGAGAGGAUGACUUCAACGAUCCGAUUCAUCUGCAAAAAAUAUCCACCCUUAACACGUUCUACGUGCGAGAUCUGGGCGCCUUUCCGCCGGAUUCGGCGCUACAUGAUUACACGAUAAAGAAUUACCACAUAAACGAGUGGUACAAUCUCUGGUUGCCGGAUAAUGUGGAGAAACGGCACGACACAAAGACGACAUAUCAGGUAGAGAUUCGCUAUGCCAAUAAUACGAACGAAACGUUUACAUUCCACGGUCCACCGGGUGCUGACGAGAACCCGGGACCGGUUAAGUUUACUAAGCCCUACUUUGACUGCCGCCGGUCCAACAAGUGGCUAGUGGCGGCUGUAACCCCAAUUGCCGACAUUUAUCCUCGCCACACUCAGUUCCGGCACAUCGAGUACCCGACGUAUACGGCCGUAUCCGUGCUGGAGAUGGAUUUCGAGAGGAUAGACAUUAACCAAUGUCCUAAAGGUGAAGGUAACAAGGGUCCAAACGUGUUUGCCGACACUGCUCGGUGUAAAAAAGAAACAACCGAAUGCGAACCAAUAGAUGGAUGGGGGUUCCGCAGGGGCGGAUAUCAGUGUCGCUGUAAGCCCGGGUUCCGGUUGCCCGGGGUCGUACGGAGACCGUAUUUGGGCGAAAUUCUCGAGCGCGCUUCCGACGAACAGUUCUACAACGGGUUCGAUUGCAUGAAAAUAGGCUGGGUCCAGAAGGUACCCAUCAAGUGGUUCCGGGCACCACAGUAUGUCAGAGAGCAGUACCUGAACCGGUACUACGAGUACAAGAACCACUCGACAGGACCCAGCUCGUUGCAUUCGCACAAGCUCAACAUCAACGAGGUGCUAAAGUUCAUUUUGGGUGUGAACGCACGAUCGUGCAAGAACUACCACCCACAGGAUUUGGUCUUGACGGGGGAGUUUGCGUACGAAGCGCAGAAGCAGUUCGAGAACGAAGCCAAGAUGGCAAUCCGGCUAGCGAACUUCAUAAGCGCGUUCCUACAGAUCUCCGAUCCCGCUGAGGUGUACUCAGGCAAACGAGUGGCCGACAAGCCGCUCACCGAAGAUCAGAUGAUGGGCGAAACGUUGGCUCUGGUGCUCGGUAACACGCGCGUCUGGUCCGCUGCAACCUUCUGGGAUCGCAGGAAAUUCCCGAACCGCACGCUAUUCGCGCCGUACGCGUACAAGCGCGAACUGAACACGCGCAAAUUCAACCUGGAAGAUCUGGCACGCUACAACAAAACCGGCGAGGAGUACAUCGACAAGCCGUUCUUCCGCCUGCUGAAGCAGCGGUGGGCAACCAAUUUCGAUUCCCUCGAGAAGUACUAUCUGAAGAUUCGCCUGCGACACAACGAAUCGGGAGAAUACGCGCAGAGGUACGAGCACUUCCCGAACUUCUACCACGCGGCCACGAUGGACCACGGUUACUGGACGACGCCCGAAUUUGAUUGUCGGGGUUACGUGAAAAAAUGGCUCAUAACGUACGCCGUGCCGUUCUUCGGGUGGGACAGUCUCAAGGCGAAGCUGGAAUUCAAGGGAGUCGUUGCAGUUUCAAUGAACAUGCUACAGCUGGAUAUCAACCAAUGUCCGGAUGAUUAUUAUGAGCCGAAUGCAUUCAAAAACACUCACAAAUGCGACGAGAAGUCUUCAUACUGCGUACCGAUCCUCGGCCGAGGGUACGAAACAGGCGGCUACAAAUGCGAGUGUUUGCAGGGAUUCGAGUAUCCGUACGAGGAUCUGAUCACCUACUACGAUGGGCAGCUGGUCGAGGCCGAAUUCGAGAACAUUGUGAGCGACAAGGAAUCGCGCUUCGAAACGUUCAAGUGCCGUCUGGCCGGAGCAGCCGCCCUGCAGGUGCAGUUUACCAUCCUUGCCUUUGUUACGCUGUGCGGCUGGAUGCUGCUGCGUCGGAAUCAGUGCUAGUGAGCGGAAAGGCUCGCACAAAUUAUCUCAUACGGUAGUAUUACAUUGAGCCACGAAGGUGAGUUUUAUUUUGAUUUAUUUUAUACGACAUACAAAAGAUGCGCCACGCCGCCAUGCAGACCAUUCCAUCCACGCAACGAGAUUGCAACGGUGCCCUUAACUAGUAGAUAGGGGAUGUAAAUGUACGUAGAACGAUAAGAUUUAUUCCAUCCAACGUGACACUGGAACACAAGUGACACUAAUCGCUGCCGUCCGAUGAGUUAUAUUAUACUCAGCAUUUCAGACGUUUACGGGCUUGGAACAGUAGAAUGUUGUGCCGUCCUAGUAUGUAUGUUUUGUGCAAGUCUUUCUCUGAUCCGAAUCUCGAAUAUAAGAUACCUGUUUUUUACCAAUUGAAUCAAAUAUGCUAAAAUAAACAUAAUUUUUUAACUAACUAC
Messenger RNA from Anopheles nili, 2855 nucleotides. RefSeq lists its product as uncharacterized. The record is from RefSeq and is a predicted model, not a curated record. The coding region runs from base 1 to 2418 and encodes 805 amino acids. NCBI's taxonomy places the organism in Eukaryota, Metazoa, Arthropoda, Insecta, Diptera, Culicidae. The transcript is spliced from 5 exons.